UAAAUAUAAAAUAUUUUCGUUCAAUUUUUAUUUUUGUGUGGAUACAGAAGCCAUAGCUGUCAAAUGCCAUUCUCAGCUUCCGGGGACGACGAUCUGACCUUCUUAUUCUCCUGCGGUCUUCUUCUCUGAGCUCUCUACGUAUUCUGAUUUGCUUUCUGAACCUGUUCUCUAUCUUGUUCUUCUGUCAGUAUUUCGUUUUGUGAGUCUGUGUCAUUGUUGUAUGUAUCUGCGUUCAUAUAGAUAGAUUUAUGCGUUUGGUGUAUGUAUAGAUUCAGAACACAGUAAAAAACAAUUUUUGUUUUUGUUUUUGUUUUUUCUGGAAUAGAAUUGUAUUAGUAAUAAGUUAUAUAAACAAAACCCGAGCACUUUGAGGCUCGGGGUGAUUCAAUCCUAAAUCAAUGGCGUCCGAGGAAGACCUCUGUCAGAAACUUCACCGUGAGAAUUGCUAUUUGAAGAAAUUCAAACUCUACGAAACACCCUCGAACUUUUAUAUGAUAGGAAGAGACAAGAGCAGAACACGUUGGAGAGUACUAAAAAUUGACCGGUUAGAGCCAUCUGAGCUGAAAAUUUUUGAAGAUGCUACUACAUACUCAGAAAAUGAUUGCUAUGACCUUCUGAGACGGUUACAUGAAGGAAACAAGGCAAUCGGUGGACUUAAGCUUAUAGCAAUAUGUUAUGGAAUAAUUGGCUUUGUUAGAUUUCUGGGACCUUACUACAUGCUUGUUAUCACAAAACGAAGGAAGCUUGGAACAAUUUGUGGUCAUACAAUAUAUGGAAUUUCCAAGAGCAAGAUGAUUCCAGUACCAAAUUCUACAGUGCGGUCAAACUUGCCUUAUUCUAAGGAUGAGAACAGAUACAAGAGGCUACUAUGCACAGUGGAUCUCACAAAAGAUUUCUAUUACAGCUACUCAUACAAUGUCAUGCAUAGUCUUCAAAGGAACUUGAAUGACUGUAAGGCAGGACAGAUUCUUUACGAAUCGAUGUUUGUUUGGAAUGAGUACUUGACUCGUGAAAUCCGAAUUAAUCUGAAUAAUACUUUAUGGACAGUUGCCUUAGUGUAUGGUUUCUUUAAACAGGUUGACCUCUUUGUUUCUGAGCGGGAAUUCAAGUUAACUCUCAUUGCUAGACGCUCACGCCAUUAUGCUGGCACCAGAUACUUGAAACGAGGUGUAAAUGAGAAGGGUAGAGUAGCUAAUGAUGUUGAGACAGAACAGAUUGUUAUUGCAAAUGCUACUGAAGGUUGCCCGACUCAAAUUAGUUCUGUUGUACAGAUUCGGGGUUCAAUUCCACUUUUCUGGUCACAGGAAACAUCACGAAUAAAUAUAAAACCUGACAUUAUAUUAUCCAAAAAGGACGAAAACUAUGAAGCUACAAGACUUCAUUUUCAGAAUCUUGUCAAGAGAUAUGGAAAUCCAAUCAUCAUUUUAAAUUUGAUCAAGACACGUGAGAAGAAGCCUAGGGAGACUAUUCUUCGUGCAGAAUUUGCAGAUGCUGUAAAACAUAUAAAUAGAAGUUUGUCAAAGGAGAAUCGUCUUAUGUUUUUUCAGUGGGAUUUGCACAGACAUUCUAGGAGCAAAGCAACUAGUGUUUUGUUACAGCUUGCAAACAUGGCUGCAUAUGCUUUAAGCUUAACUGGGAUCUUCUAUUGUCAAGUAGCCCCAAUUUUAAGUCCCCCGGAAAUUCUAGAUAUUGAGAUCGAUAACAACGAUGACUGCUCUUCUGAGAACCUUUCUAGUCGAAAUGAGAGUGCUGAUAACCUGGAAAUAGAACUUUGCAACAGUAAUUCUACUGGUGAUUCCAAUAGAAAUUGCAAUGUCAAACCCUUAAUGUAUCAGAAAGGGGUACUGAGGACCAAUUGUAUCGACUGUCUAGAUCGUACUAAUGUUGCCCAAUACGUCUACGGUCUAGUUGCUCUUGGAAGUCAGCUAUUUACUUUGGGAUUUAUAGAAUCUCCAAAAAUCAAUCUAGGUGAGCCUUUGGCUGAUGAGCUGAUGAAAAUUUACGAGACAAUGGGAGACACACUUGCAUUCCAAUAUGGUGGUUCUGCAGCACACAAUAAGAUAUUUUCUGAGAGAAGAGGUCAAUGGAAGCCUGCAACGCAGUCGCAAGAACUCAUCAGAACUCUACAACGGUAUUGCAAUAAUGCCUACUGGGAUCGAGAUAAACAAGAUGCUAUAAAUGUAUUUUUGGGGCACUUUCAACCACAUCCGGGAAAACCUGCACUGUGGGAAUUGGGUUCAGACCAGCAUCACAAUGUUGGAAAGCGUGAUUCUAAUUUUGCAGAUGAGAGUGUUAGGGUGAGUAUAAAAAGAUCCCUUUCAGUUGGCAGUAUUCCUUGUGAAAGUGACACGCCUGACGCGAACACCUUAAUUGGGUGCAAUCAGCCUUUGUCUGAAAAAGUAGCAGCAAACGAUGGUCUAUCGGAUUCUACACCAAUAAUUCCAUCUUGUGAGGAUAGUAUAUCUUCUUUCAGGUAUAUCCCGUCAAUGCCUCAAAAGCAGUUUUUCAAAUUCAUGCAAGAGGAGCAAUUUCUUGAACGUGACCAUAUUUCUUAUGAUGAAUACGAUGAGUGUAACUUCUCAAAUAUUAUGGAUGCGGAUUGGCUGUCUUCGUCUGGAAAUUCUUGUGAAGGAGAUGUAAAUGAAAGGUCUCUUGGCAACCUUUCAUCAGAGAAUGUUGUGAAUGGUCUAAAAAUUGAUAUGAAUGAAACUGCAAGUAAAUCUAGGUCCACUGAUAAGGAAAGGGAUCAAGCUAAACCGGUGGUCAAUCGGGACUGCAACUUAGAUAAAUUGCGUGAGAAAUUCGAAAGCUGGGUUUCUGAUGGAGGUUUACUCUUCAAUUGAGGUAACUAGAAUCGCAUCAAAAAACAAUAAUUCCUGCACCAUCUUAUAUGACAUCAUCCGAAGGAUGUGUUUCCUGUACAGCAAAUAAAUGGUAAAAGGGAUCAACAAUCAAAAGAAUGAUAAUUCAGCAAAUAAAUGGAGAUAAAUUUUGUGCGUGGGAUUCAGCGGAAUUAAUUUUCUCAUAUGAGAUCCUUCAUUGUUUAUACUCAUGGUUACUACUAGUGUACAAUCCAACAAACAUUCACAAUUCUUUCAGUUUUCCCUAACUUGACCAAACUUCUUUUCUUCUGUGUAUAGAACUUACAAGUUUUUAACUUUGUAAAUAUUGUAAUAUAUCUUUAGAUCUGCCAAUUGACAAUGUCUUAACAUUUCGUUUUUA
Humulus lupulus (European hop) is the source of this 3222-nucleotide messenger RNA. RefSeq names its product phosphoinositide phosphatase SAC2-like. Lineage: Eukaryota; Viridiplantae; Streptophyta; Magnoliopsida; Rosales; Cannabaceae. Gene Ontology annotation, cellular component: intracellular membrane-bounded organelle. Gene Ontology annotation, biological process: phosphatidylinositol dephosphorylation. The record is from RefSeq and is a predicted model, not a curated record. The transcript has 16 exons. Gene Ontology annotation, molecular function: phosphatidylinositol-3,5-bisphosphate 5-phosphatase activity. The coding region runs from base 399 to 2843 and encodes 814 amino acids.